AUGGCGACUCUUGGCGCCGCACCAGCGGCUCAACGUCGGCCGUCCCCCCUCUCCGACACCGCACGCUCAUCACACGGCAUGUCGAUGGAUAACCUCCUCCAGAGAGCACCUGCUGCUCUCGCUCAGCGACAUGCGUAUGGCAUUGACACCUCGGUGUAUUCCCCGCCUCAGACUCCCGCCAGCGCCGUGUCCGAGAUGAGCACAACGCCAACAACGCCCCACGGACAUCCCCUCUCUGGACCGUUCUCACACCUGUACGGCCCACAGCGGACGCAGGCGACUCCUGUACCUGUGCUCGCCAUCAUCCCCCUCUGCAUCGCGCGCGUGGCUGAGGGCCUCAUAUUUGCCGUCAUCUUCCCUUACAUCAACGAGAUGAUGCAUGACUUUGGCGUCCCCGAGGAGCAGGUCGGCAUCUGGUCGGCCACUGCCGAAUCGGUCCUCAUGGUCACUGAAUCCAUCGCCGCACCGCUGUAUGCCCCGCUUGCGGAUCGUUUUGGACGGCGCACAGUCUUCGUCCCCCUGGUGGGGCUGUGGGGGGUUUCCGCCCUUAUCUUCGGCUUUGCGCAUUCGCCGUGGAGCACAGUCGUUCUGCGCGGAGCUUUGGGUCUGCUUGCUGGCGCAGGUGUCAUUUCGCGGACCAUGUGCGGCGAGCUUUGCGAUAAGAGCAACCGUAUCAAAGGCUUUGCUCUCUUCUCCCCCGCGUUCACCAUUGGUGUGACCAUUGCGCCUCUUGUCGGCGGCUUCCUUUCGCGUCCAGUCCCCCGCCUCCUCUCCGAGUCGUGGACCCUGUUUGCCGACUGGCCUUACCUUCUUCCGUCACUUGUAACAGCUGUUGUCGGCGGGAUUGCUUCCUUCCUUGCGUACUUGUGGCUCCCAGAGACUCUCCCACCUCGGUUACGCAACACCAGUGCCCACCGGUACGAGGCCGAGAAAGCUAACUCGGGCGGCGGUCUCAAGCACCUUCUUACGUACCCCAAGUUCCAGAAUGUCUUGAUUCUUUAUGGUCUCAACAAUGGUGUCAUGUUCUCUUGGGAGGCACUCUUCCCGCUCUUUGCCUUUACGGGCAAGAGCAUUGGUGGCCUCGGACUUUCGACCCAGCAAAUCGGUGUGGUCCUGUCGAUAUCGGCGGCAUUGUCAAUCGUCAUGACAAUCUUCAUGUUCCCCAUCCUCCACAAAUCGAUGAGCGAAGCCAAUCUUCUGCGUAUCUGCUUGUUCAUGUAUCCCUUGGCUGUGACCCUCUUUCCACUCCUGUGGGCACUCUCCCACCGCACCGGUUACAUGCCAAUGUCGGCGUGUACAAUUCUCGGCAUUCAGAUGAUCCUCCGUCGAGUCGGUGACUUUGCCUCCACACUCCUGGACACAAUCGUCCUCGAUUCUAUCCCAGGACCCGAGUACCUGGCAAUGGCGAACAGCGCAACCUUCAGCAUGGCAGCUAUUGGCCGCGCUAUCGGGCCGUUCAUUGUGUCGUCCUUCUUCUCACUUGCUACAACCUCUUCAUCUGCAAUGUCGGCCAAACGCCAACUCGUCUGGUUGGUCUUCUGCCUCGUGUCCGUGCCUAGCAUGUACUAUGGCGAGCGCGUCAUGGCCGACACCGCAUCCACUUCCGACGAGGAGCUGCAGCGACUUGAAGAGUGUACGUUUGAGGAGGAGUACGACGAGUGA
Messenger RNA from Apiotrichum porosum, 1662 nucleotides. RefSeq lists its product as uncharacterized. Gene Ontology annotation, molecular function: transmembrane transporter activity. NCBI's taxonomy places the organism in Eukaryota, Fungi, Basidiomycota, Tremellomycetes, Trichosporonales, Trichosporonaceae. The transcript has 9 exons. The record is from RefSeq and is a predicted model, not a curated record. Gene Ontology annotation, biological process: transmembrane transport. Bases 1 to 1662 code for a protein of 553 amino acids.